Messenger RNA from Megalops cyprinoides (Indo-Pacific tarpon), 2351 nucleotides. Its product is annotated as solute carrier family 26 member 6-like. The transcript is spliced from 18 exons. Gene Ontology annotation, cellular component: membrane. The record is from RefSeq and is a predicted model, not a curated record. Bases 1 to 2148 code for a protein of 715 amino acids. Lineage: Eukaryota; Metazoa; Chordata; Actinopteri; Elopiformes; Megalopidae. Gene Ontology annotation, biological process: transmembrane transport. Gene Ontology annotation, molecular function: oxalate transmembrane transporter activity; chloride transmembrane transporter activity; bicarbonate transmembrane transporter activity.
AUGGCAGAGAGACAAGGUGUGGGCUACGAAGUUCAAAGGGAGGUGUUUGAUGAGCUGAGUGUUGAGGACGUGGCAGAGAAAUGUAACAGUAAAACAUCACUCUCAGACAAACUCCAUGAUUCACUGCGGUGUUCAGGUCCCAGGCUGCAGCAAUGUGUGUUGAGGUGUGUUCCUGUUCUCUCCUGGCUGCCCCGCUACUCCUUUCGAGACUGUGCUGCAGGGGACCUGGUGUCUGGCCUCAGUGUUGGCAUCAUGCACCUGCCCCAGGGAAUGGCAUAUGCUCUGCUGGCUGCAGUUCCUCCUGUAUUUGGUCUGUACUCCUCUUUCUAUCCCAUCCUGGUCUACUUCAUCUUUGGAACAUCUCGUCACAUCUCAGUAGGCACUUAUGCGGUGAUGAGUGUAAUGAUUGGGGGGGUGACGGAACGCUUGGCCCCAGACUCCAACUUCUUGGUAUGGAAUAAUGAGACAAAUGGGAGCGUGGUAGACAUACUAUCCCGGGAUGCUGAGAGGGUCAAAGUUGCUGCUGCUGUCACCUUUCUAUCAGGCCUCUUUCAGAUGCUUCUGGGCCUGGUGCAGUUUGGGUUUGUGGUCACCUACCUGUCGGAGCCCUUGGUUCGAGGAUACACAACUGGAGCUGCCAUCCAUGUUAUUGUCUCCCAACUGAAAUACACCUUUGGCAUCUCUCCCAAGCGUUACAGUGGCCCCUUCUCAUUGCUGUAUACAGUGAUGGAGGUAUGUUAUCUUCUGCCAGAGACAAACAUAGGGACUCUGGUAGUAAGUGCUGUAUCAGUGAUUGCCCUCAUCGCCCUCAAGGAAGUCAACACCUUGCUCACCCGCAAGCUUCCUGUCCCCAUCCCUGUUGAGCUACUAGCUAUCAUCAUAGCCACAGUUAUUUCCUGGCAGUUCAAUCUGGACUCACAGUAUGGUGUGGAGGUGGUGGGAGAGAUCCCUUCAGGCCUCCAGGCUCCCAUCUUUCCUGCAGUAUCGCUUUUUGGAGAUGUGCUUGGUGAUGCAUUUGCACUGGCUGUGGUGGGCUAUGGCAUUGCCAUCUCCUUGGGCCGAAUUUUUGCCCUAAAAUACAGCUACAAAGUGGAUAGCAAUCAGGAACUGUUGGCUUUGGGCCUCAGUAACUCAGUUGGGGGGAUAUUUCAGUGCUUUGCUAUAAGCUGCUCCAUGUCCCGCAGUAUGGUCCAAGAAAGCACUGGUGGGAAAACUCAGGUGGCCAGUGCCCUCUCAGCUCUGGUUAUUUUGGUCAUCUUGUUGAAGAUUGGGGAGCUCUUCCAGCAACUGCCUAAGGCUAUGCUCGCAGCUAUCAUCUAUGUGAACCUGCAUGGGAUGAUGAAGCAGUUUGCUGACAUCAGAUUACUCUGGAGGAGUAACCGAGUGGACAUGUUGGUGUGGGUGGUGACUCUGAUUGUAACUUUGCUACUCAACCCUGACCUUGGCCUGGCUGCCUCCAUUGCCUUCUCAAUCUUCACUGUCAUCUUCAGGACUCAGCUGCCUCAGUAUUCCAUCCUUGGACAGGUCCAAGGAACUGAUAUCUACAAACCUGUAGAAGGAUACAAACAGGUGACACAGGUGCCAGGCUUGGUCAUUUUCCGGUCUUCUGCUACUCUCUACUUUGCAAAUGCUGAAAUGUAUGCAGAUGCCCUAGCAGAAAAGAGUGGUAUUGACAUUGCAAAGAUGCUGUCACACAAGAGGAAGAAAGAAGCCCAGAAGCUAAGGAAGGAGAAUCAGGAUGCCAAAAAUCUGGGCAGAGAGGUAAGAGAAGCCCAGAGGCAGGCGGAGGCACCACAGAAUAAGUGUAAAGAUGAAAUGACGGUGGAGGAGGACCCUCAACCUUACCCAGCCUUUCCACAUGCCAUCAUCCUGGAUCUGAGUCCUGUCAACUUCUUGGACACUGUGGGAGUGAAAACACUGCGCAAUAUUCAACAUGACUACAGGGAGGUGGGUGUGGAAGUGUUCUUUUCUGGGUGUCAGGACUGUGUUGUGGAAAACCUGGAAAGAGGGGGAUUCUUCAGUGAAAAAGUAACAAAGGCUUUUCUUUUCUGCUCGGUGCAUGAUGCUGUACUCCAUUGUCAGAAAUAUAUUCUACACUCCAUUGAUCAGGUGAGCCAGGUAAGUGUUUUUAAAAAUAUAUGUAGUUGAUGUCCAAUGGGAGCACAUGUCAAAAGGAGUGGGCUUGGGUAGACUGUGGAACCUAGCAAUAUAGCAUUGUGCAGCCUAUAGCAUUUGCUGAUUGGCUGAUGGGCUUUGGUAUUUGAACAGAUUCCAUGUCCCUGUACCCUCCACCAAACCAAAGUGUGACAUACGUUUUAAAAAUAAAUGUCUGAAUGUGUCAAAAGUUUGGA